CCACAUGAUGCUAUGAUCAUCCACUAAUCAUACAGCGCAGUAUCAUUUGCCCUUUUCAGUAAUGGCGUCCUAUGUAUUUCCGGGUUCUUAUAACCAUAGAGUUCCCUAUAAGCGCAGUAUUGAGCGGCCGUAACGGCGUUAGCGAUGGAUUUCCGGUGUCCGGGAGUUGUGCGCCCCCCUCAGGAGAGCCAGACAUCCUGACAGCACCGAGGAGAGCCGAGGCCGGAGCUGCACAGAGCCGAGCUGUCACCUGAGGAGCGAACGCCCGGAUUCAUAGCCCCCUGGAUGCAAGGGGGAAGAAAAAAAGUUUCCAUUCACUGUCAGCAAGCAGAUGACAUGAGCGCUUCCUGAAGGUUACUUUGGAUUUCACGUAACUGAACAGCAAACCUAAUUCUUCUGCGGACUGGAGAGGACAAACUACCAGAGACGGAGGACACCAUGGCUAGUAGGGGAAGUACAAGGGCUAAUGGAGUGGGCCAGACAAAAAUCUGCCAGUUCAAGCUAGUGCUGCUUGGAGAUAUGGCUGUAGGAAAAUCCAGUCUUGUCCUGAGGUUUGUCAAGGGUCAGUUUGAUGAGUUUCAAGAGACCACCAUUGGAGCUGCCUUCUUGGCUCAGUCCGUAUGUCUUGAUGAUACAACGGUGAAGUUUGAGAUCUGGGACACUGCUGGACAGGAAAGAUAUCACAGUCUCGCCCCCAUGUACUAUAGAGGAGCACAGGCAGCUAUUGUGGUGUUUGACAUCACUAAACCGGAAACCUUUGAUCGGGCAAAAGCAUGGGUUAAGGAAUUACAGCGGCAAGCGAGUCCAAACAUUGUGAUUGCAUUGGCCGGUAAUAAGUCAGACUUGUCAGAGAAGAGGAUGGUGGAAUUUGAGGAAGCUCAGGCGUAUGCAGAAGACACAGGACUAUUAUUCAUGGAAACUUCAGCAAAAACUGCAAUGAAUGUAAACGAGUUGUUUCUCGCUAUUGCAAAGAAAAUGCCUAAGUCAGAUGCUCAAAACCCAACUCAUGCUGCCCGCAACAGAGGUGUGAAUCUCCAGGGAUCAGAACAGCAGGCAAGAAGUGGGUGCUGCGGCAAUUGAUCCAGAAAAAAACAAGAACAAGCCUCUUCAGUAUGCAUUUUUUACGCAGAUUAUUGUGAAUACAGUCUAGGAAGCUGCCUCUGUUUCUCGACAGCGGGUGGGAGUUAUUUUUUUUUUCUUUUUAUCAUAGUGUUAAAAGUAAGAAAUCACUAAACUGUAAAAAAAAACUAAAAUCCACUCCAUUCUCGAAGCGCAAAACUAAGUAAAGUCACUUCCCACGGUGGACCAUUGACAGUAUGAUGUGUUCUAUGCUUUUCUUUAAGCAUGUCCAUUCGACUGUUAAUAACCUGCUGUCACAAUCUUAAGUCUUUAGAGUACACCGAUCUCUUUAGCUCCAGCUCUGUUGCCUGCAUCAAGAAUACAUGUCUGAAGCAAUAUUCUACAAGCACUUAAGGAAAUCAUCUGCGAUCUGCAUGUAGCUGAACCUGGACAGUUAUGAGGCUGAUUGACUAUUCAGCACUAUUGAGGUUCCUAAGCAGCUAAUGACAUGUACAGUUUUACAAAGAAAACCCCUUGAAGCUGUGUGUAUGGCUGGCCUCUGCCGACUAGGAGACUUACUGCAUCUCAGCACUUCUUGUCCCAAUAUGGCUGUUCUGUUACUUUGAUGUGAUUGGCCUCCCCUCCUUUGCAGAAGAACAAAACACACUGGACCUCUUGCACUUUACCUUCCCAUCCAUUUAUAUUUAUCUUGAAAACCCAGAUUUUUCAGCUCCCUCACCCUUCCCUGCAACAUGAGUGUAAUCUCUCAUUGUAAGAAGAAUAAGUGAUAGAACAUGCUCUGAACACUUUUGUAUUUGCACCUUCAGAUAAUGUUUUACUUGAAUCCUAAAAUAUUGAUUUUUAAUGUAACAUUAAAGCAAAGCGAAUCAGAAGUGUUUUUUCCAUUGUGACUUGCUUAUCACAGUACGUAGCCCAUAUUAGGCAAGGUUUUCACACAGGCUUUUUUUUUUUUUCUGGCAUUUUUGCAGAACUGCAACUGCAAUUUUUAAGCCGGAGCCAGAAGUGGAUCCAGUAGGAAGGAGAAGUGUAAGUCCUUCCUUUAUAUGUCCUAUUCCUUUUGAAUACAUUUCUGGCUUUGGCUCAAACUGCAGUUUUCCAAAAACUGCCAGAAAAUACCUGUGUGGAAACCUAGCCUUAAAGAGGUACUCCGGCCCCAAGACAUCUUAUCCCCUAUCCUUUGGAUAGGGGAUAAGAUGUCUUAGGGCUGGAGUACUCCUUUAAAGCAGAUUUGUCAGCUGAAUGUGCUGCCCUCCAGAAGAGCAAUGUAUUACAUCUAUAGGUCCAUAUAUGUGAAAUGUUGUUCAUUAUAGGAGCACUGAAAUAAGAGGACUCAGUUUUGAUCAUGCAUUAUACAUUAGGAGACUACUCCCACAGCUCUUACUUUUUGUCUGUUCUCAACAGUCAGUGACUGACAAGCUGGUGAGAGCAGCACUCUCCUCGUGGAUUCAGCAUACUGAUAACUCUGAGUCCUUUUGUAUUUUUUUUUUUUUAUGUUUCUCUUAGCCUAACAUCACUGAAUUUGUGUGCCCUUUUGGCUACUAGUAUGGACCUGUAGCUGUCAUAUAUUAAAGAGAUAGUCCGGGGAACUAAAUAUAUCCUAUCCACAGGCUCCCAUCCUCGGAGACCAGCAGGAGCGACAGCCCUCUCCGCCAAUCACCAGGCUGAGCCGACUGAAUGGGCUGUUGCUCCUGCAAAUCUCGGAACGGGUGAGUAGUUGGCCCCUACAGGAUUUUGUGCAGGGGCCCGGCGGUUGGGCCCCCUGCGAUCAGACAAUUCCCUGAAGUUUAGUUUCCUGGAGUAUCCCUUCAAGCUGACUGUCCUGAUUCAACUGCUGUAUGUGUGAGUGUUUCUGGAGGUUUCUGCACUGGAGGUGUAAGUUUAAAGAACCGUUAAUAAAAGGUGCAUUAAAAAC
Molecule: messenger RNA, 2992 nt
Organism: Hyla sarda
Lineage: Eukaryota; Metazoa; Chordata; Amphibia; Anura; Hylidae
Product: ras-related protein Rab-5B-like
Exons: 7
Coding region: 439-1080 (213 amino acids)
Molecular function (GO): GTP binding; GTPase activity
Source: RefSeq, a predicted model, not a curated record